AAAAGCCAUGACAAAAAAAAGCCAAUGCCAAAGCGAAGCAAAUAAAAAUUCAAUUGGCGCGCUAGGAUUAUUUCGUUUAUUUAAUUGAUUAUGAUUUAUAGUACAGUGAAGUGACUUUAUAUAUUGGAAGCAAGGAUUUAUACAAGUGCAUAAAACAAUCAUGGAUAUCGCCGAAGGUUCAACUGAUGACCUGUGGACACCAUACAAGGAGCUGGUGUCAGUGGUGGAAGGCUACUUAGCACAUGAAAGCGGAGGAGCCCCUUACGCAGUGCACACAUUCGAGUCUGUAUUGAGACGGCAUAAACAGACCUUCUUAUCAUUGUUUAAAAAUUCUGCAAAGAAUCCAGCAAGUAGAGAUGAAAUCAAAAGAGGCAUCACUGAGGGUGUCAACUUGCCUAGUGUUGGACGCACCCUCCUCUCCAAGGAAUUGGUGGACGAAGCCAUAAUUAUUUCAGACAUGUACAACGUAAACGAGUACCUAUCUCUGGAGCUGCUGCACACGGCGCAGCGGCAGUCGGGACGGCACCCGGGGCUCCCGCGCGGACUGGUGGCGGUGCUGCUGUACUACGACGGGCGCCGCGCGCGCGCGCAGGCGCUGCGGGGGCUGCUGGUGGCCAGGGACGGCGUGUGUUGGACGAUAAACGCUCGCGAAGAAAUAAUAACAUACGUCUCCCGCUACGUAGACCAGCUGAUAGCGGACGGGUUGCUAGGCAAUGUGCUGGAUGCGUUGCGUCGUUACACACUAGAGGGAGAGCUGGAACUUCUACAGAACAACCGAGCGUUGCCGCCCCAUAGACAACACGCGCGGCUCGUCGCCACCAUAGAGAGCACCAGAAAACUACUUGCCGGCGUCGUGUUUGCUGCGUCCGCGCAGCGCGGUUUGCGCAGAGACAUGAUAUUGAGACUUUUAUCAGAGCAAACCACAUCACCAUCGAAAGGGCCGACGGGAGCGUUAGACGAGAUCUCGUUAGCCCUACAGAUGGCGCUACUAUACGCUUUGGACUUAUCUGUUAUACAUGGGCGCGAAGACGGUGAAGAAUUAGCAAAAAAACUGCCUCUAAUUCAAGACCCAGAAUUAAUAUCAGUAUUAUUAGACGAACUGUCGCCCAAUCAGAAUCAGACUCAAGCACAGGACGAGAAAGGCGGCGGUGUCAGAGCCUUGUGCCAACUGGCUUUGGGGUUAGCGCUAGCGGCUUUGAAGAGGGCGCCACAGUCGUUGUUGAGACGACCGCCACAGGAUAUCAAGCCGGAAUUGUUGGAGCAAGAUGAAGUGUUGGUGGAUGCAGCUAUAGAUGGCAAGGUGUUCGAGUAUCUAGACGAAGCGAUCCUGUCGACGGACUUUGUGUGCAAAGAGGAGUACUACCAGCGGCGGAUACACAACCUGAUCACUGACUUCAUAGUGCUGAUGCAUUCCAAACUCAUGGAGAUGAGGGUCAAAGCGGACGAAGCCGCCAGAGCGGUACAAAUGUAUGCAGCCGAAGGAAUAGUGCCGCCCGCCGGCGCCGGCCAGAAUCGCACGCGACUCGACGCUCUAUUGCGUUGUGUCGAGAGGCUAUAUUCGCGUGACCCACUCGGACUGAGAAACGAUUAUUGGGUCGCUUGUAACCAGCAUACUUCACAUUCCUCGUCUUUUAGAUCAGGCAGCCGCGCAGCAACUCUGUACAAAUUCGUCCGAUUGUCUGGCGAAUUGGUCUGCGCGGCAUUACUGCCGGCGUAUUUACGAACUCUGGCCAGUCUGUGUGUGAACAGACACACGUGGGCGUUGCUGGCGAGGCGGGACGCCUUGUCUGCGCACCAUCUACUAACAGCACUGGCGAGAUAUCACAGCAAUUUACGCGCGGACCCGGCUCCGUUCUCGGAACACUUGCACGCUUCGUCGUUGGGCGCCUCCGCGAUCGUUACCCCCGCGGCAAGGCCAGGCAAAUUGCUCGUCAGGCAGGAAGAGGUAGAAGCAAUGAUAGCUGCGCUAAAGUUGAUCGAGGCCGUGGCGCGCGAGGACGAGGCGGCCUGUGCGAAUAUCUGUGAAAAUCUUCAGUGGGACGCCGUCAAUGUUAUGUUUGGUCUGAUCUGCUGCCACGUGCCGCUGCAGCUGAAGGCGGCGCUGUGCACGACGCUGGCGGCGCUGGGCGGCGCCGCGGGCUCCGCGUGCCGCGUGUGGGCGGCGCUGGAGCGCGCGCGGCUGGUCGGCGGCGGCACGGGGCUGGCGCACGACCUGCUCGAGGUGGAAUGCCGCAUGGAGGAGUACCCCCUCUCCCUCGCGUUCCUCGCGCUCGUGGAGUCGCUGUGCGCGUGCGCGCCGGUGCCGCGCGCGCUGGGCGCGGGCGCGCGGCCGGCGGGGCUGGACCCGUACGUCACGUACGUGCUGGACAAGCUGGCCCUGCCCGCACCGAAUCGACCCUACGCCAGGCCCAAGGAGAAGUGGCAGAUCCUCUGUCUUUGUUUCCGUCUGUUCGCGCGUUGGCUCGACCAAUACGAGCCGUCAGCGUCCGACUUCCCGCCGCUGGGGCGGGAGCCGGACACCAACCCGGUGCCGGGGUUCCGGCUGCUGCUGCAGCUGCACACCAAGUCGGAGCUGCUGAGGUUGCUGCUCAACUGCUUGGCUGAGACUCAGCUGCUGUUGGACACCCAGAAUGAUGGCAAGGAGUACAUUGAGCAGUGUCUGAUCAGCGUGCUGCAGAUGUUGGAGCGCGCGCUGCGGCUGGAGCGCGCGCUGGCGGCGGCGGCCGCGGCCGGCGGCGCCGCGCCGCUGCUCGGCCUCUCCAAGCUGCUGCUGGCACCGGAAGGGCCAGACAGCGAAGACCACCUCGUCACCUGCUGCAAAGUUCUCCAACACGCCGCCACGCUGCCGGCAGCUUGUGCUAGAGCUGUAGCCUUAUUGCUAAGAGCAUUACAAACUAGUUCCACUGCGGCGAGGCAUUUGCUGGCUGCUGUCACUCAUAAACACACUCUAGCGAGGGACAUCAGACAUGGGUUCGUAGAAUGUUUAGAAGCGGAAGAGCUCCCGGGAACUGAGGAGGCCGCAGCGUCGCGACGCGCCAAGGAAGGAAUUAUUGCAUUGUUAUUACAACUUCUACCUUCUGCGCCGCCUAAUUUCGCGCAUUUCUUGCUGGGAUACCAGUUAACGGAUUCGGUGAGCCGCAGUGCGUUGAAUGAGCCGGGCGUGGCCGGCAGCCCCCGCACGUGUUUGCACGCAAUAUUGGACAUGUUGGACCGGCACAUCGCCACGCACUCCACUGACAGAGAAGCGGACACUCUCAUAGAGAGUUGCUACAGAUUGGUAUACUGGUUGGUGGCCAGACCGGCCACCUCCCCUCCGGCGCUGCGGUUGUUACGCUCCAGGGACUAUUUCCUGACGAGGCAUAUCAAAGCUACCAUUAAGUUGCAGACGGCGUCGGUGGUGUCGAUAUCGGCGCGGUCGUGGGCGGUGCGCGCGGGGGCGUGCGAGUGCGGCGCGGCGUGCGCAGCGCGACACCACGCCGCGCUGCGCUCGCUGCUCACUGCGCUCACGCACGAGCGCGACCACCGUACGCAGGAAUGGGAAUGGUGCCUCCUCCGCAGAACACUAGAAGCUUUACCGGUGAGUGUGGAAGCAGCCGCGGAACCUCGCUGGGAGUUGUUCCACGCGCACCAACUGCGGCAAGCUAUAGACUCCUGCGAUCUACCUACUGGGCUUGGCGGCAAACGCAUCAGCGUGUCUCGCGUGCACGCGCUGCUGUCGCGCGAGCUGGCGGCGCUGCAUCCCACCGCGCCGCAGAGGAAUCUGGUCGCAAUGGAGAUACAGAAGGUCCUAGACUACGUGACGGAGGUGAACCGCCAGCGCAAUCUAGCGGCGACUCUCACGCACUACUACGACUCCUGGCGGCAACUCACGGAGAUACUCUUCUGCGUCGCGCCUCAAGACAUCCUCAAUCUGGAAUCGAGGAAAAACCUCCUCUUGAACAUCCUACAAGAUCUACUAAACAAGAUCCCACCAGCAGAAGUGUUGCCACAGUUGGGCAAUUUAGCAUCCGGGACCGUACUACUUUUACUAGUCAACUUGAGACACUGCUACAUAUUGCAGAAACGAGAUACGAAUCUGAAAUCGUCGGAGUUCGAAACUACCUUCUUCGGCCCGUCCUCGCAGAUAAUGCAAACGAAAUCGUUGACGUUGAAAUUUAUUUUGCACAAGAUACUCAGCUGGAUACUAGUUUCGGGCGGUUCAACGCAGAAAAUGCGCGUCAAUUUGUACGGUGCAUUGUUGAAUUACUUAAAUAUUGUUAAUUUGAAACACAGUCCAGCGGAGCCUGAGGAAUUUGAGGACUCAUUAGACAAUGAUACGUAUGUUAGCAGACUAGAUAGCUCCAAAGCUCGUCCGAGUAAAGAAGAAUCGUGUUUGAAGUCUAUGGUGAUUGAUGUGAUAAGUGGUUUCGGUGACAAUCUCUGUUCUAUAGUGUGUAGUGAUUGUAUCGGAGCUGGUCACGAUGUUUGCCGCAUGGUGGCGCUGGCGUGCUUGGAUACGCUGAUAGAGAUAAACCCGAGAACUGAUUGGAUGAACACGCUGACCAAUCAGGGCUAUCUGCGCAGUCUGAUCGAUAGUUUGCUGCAAGACGAUGAGGGGUUGAAAGAGACACUAGAACCGAACCCGAAAUCCCUGCGCGUGCUCUACGUUUACGAAUCCAAGAUGGCGUUGCUCAUAAAGAUAGCGGGAACUCGAUGGGGCGCGGAAACUGUUCUCGCUCAGGGCGCGUUGUCGUGUCUCGCGAACAUGAGGGCGUUGGCCUGCCAUCCCGACGUGCACACCGGAUACGGAACACAUUCUGAUACGCAAUUCGUGCCUUCAGUUGCUAAUAGGUUCCGACAGAUACUGUCGCCGGCGCUUGCGCUGUGUGACGCGUUGCUAACAACGCUUGGAACACAAAACCACAGCUGCGUGAUACAUAUCACACAUUUCCUGCUCAGCCACUUGGAGUGCGUCGACGUUGUGCUGAGAGCGGCCCAUCCAAACUCACCACCGGCACUGCUCGCGGAGGUCGAGGCCCUGACCUCAGUGAUCGGCCGAGCGUCGAACCGGGAAGUGUUCGGCGCAGUACAAGACGACACAGCUCUGCAGCACUCGGCCGCCGGGAUACAGAGGGUCCAGUCGCUCAUGUUGGCAUUGCUGGCGCGAUUCACGAAGAUGCCGCACGCGAAUGUCACGCAGCCGCAUUCUGAAGUCGACACGUUGUAUUAUAAGAUCGUAUGCAACCUUUUAACAUACGCGCGCAACAUAAUGGACACUGUCGGGUCCCGCGUAGUUCUCCGCCUGUCCGCCGGCGGCGCUGACAGCGCUUCGGAUUCAGCGCCAUCUUGCGGCGCGGCGCUGCAGCUGCUGCAGGCGCUGCUGCAGCGAGUGCAGCUGCACGAGAAGUUGGUUGGCAGCGGGAGGCAUCAGCUGCAAAGUGUACCCACUAUGACGUUAGAUGACAUGAAGAAACUCAUCCCAGAGGAGUGCUCAAGCUCAGUCAUACCACCGUCGAACUCGCCCGCGGAAAUACGCGCGAAAGUCUUGAGUGAACUGUGCGCCCGCGCGAGAGUGAGACAGCGCGAGCUGCAAUACUGCUCGCACGCGUUGGAAUGCGCGCUACAUCUCAUUUGGGCGCAUGUUGUCGUGUACCUGAGACUCACCGCCCCAGCUGAGCCCAUUGCUCAUACGGAUACAUCGAUGACGGUGUCGACGGCGUGGAGGGGGGCGGGGGGCGCGGAGUUGCCCGAACUCCGCAAGGAGCUGAUCGCGGUGUUCAACGACCGGUUCGUCGACCAGUUGCUCGACACUGCUAAGAGUCAGCCAGCGUCCCACCGUGGCUUCAUGAACGUCAUCCUGAAGGACAUCAAGAGCAUGAUACAAUUCUCACCGCUGUAACUACGUCAUUUUGUUAAAGCGAUAAUGUAAUGUUUCACUGAUCUGUAUGUUCAUUAAUAAAUCUAUGUGUCUA
Messenger RNA from Plodia interpunctella (Indianmeal moth), 5951 nucleotides. RefSeq names its product Nucleoporin 205kD (gene Nup205). Gene Ontology annotation, cellular component: nuclear pore inner ring; nuclear pore. The record is from RefSeq and is a predicted model, not a curated record. Gene Ontology annotation, biological process: nuclear pore organization. The coding region runs from base 161 to 5878 and encodes 1905 amino acids. NCBI's taxonomy places the organism in Eukaryota, Metazoa, Arthropoda, Insecta, Lepidoptera, Pyralidae. The transcript is spliced from 32 exons. Gene Ontology annotation, molecular function: structural constituent of nuclear pore.